CCUUCCUUCCUAAUUUCAACAACAAUGGCUCCCCCACCUACAGUCAAACCUUUUCAGCUUCUUGAAAUCAACAUCAUCUCCGCUCAAGAUCUUGAACUCGUCUCCAAGAAAAUGAAAACUUACGCCACCGCCUGGGUCCACGACAAUCGGAAACUCACCACCGUCGUUGAUAAUCAAGGCAAUUGUAAUCCCACAUGGAAUGACAAAUUCGUCUUCCGGGUCGACGAUGGAUUCCUUCAACAAGAUACCUCUGCCGUCAUGAUCGAAAUCUACUCCGUGGGUUGGUUCGGGGAUAAAUUAGUCGGAACCGUUCGUGUUCUCGUCGGUAAUCUAGUCCCUCCGUCUACGUCUCGUUCAAAUCAUCUACAAAUGGGUAUGCGAUUCGUUGCGCUUCAGAUUCGUCGCCCAUCUGGACGUCCUCAAGGGAUUCUCAACAUUGGAGUCGCCCUUCUUGAUGGUUCCAUGAGGAGCAUGCCUCUGUAUCGUCAACUAAGCGCAUCCGCUGUCGGUUACCGCGAUCUUAUGGGUAAUGAGGUCUAUGGCGGCGGGAAUGACGAUUACGAUGAACAAUCUGAGCUCGGAGGAGGUGGGCACUAUGAAUCGAAGCCGACUCUACGGCGAUCAAGGAGCGAGAGAAGUGAGCGGUUCAAUUUUGACGAUGUUACCUCCUUUGAUGGGUCUUCGAUUCUUACAUUCACUGCUACGAGAGAUAUGUUGGGGAAGACAGGUGGUGGUUCGAUGGUUAAUGGGUCGGAUGUGAAUCAAUUUCAGGGGAAGAAGGGGAAAGCAAGCUCUAUCGUAAAUGGGUCUGAUCUGAAUCAAUUUCAGGGGAAGGAAAGCUCAAUCAUCAUCAAUGGGGCGGAACUGGAUCAAUUUCCGGUAAAGAAAGGGAAGAAGGCGAGCUCCGUCAUUAAUGUGCCGGAGAUUCGUGAAGAAGAAGAUAACAAAAAACCCAAAAAGAAGGCAAGUUCGGUCAUCAACAGUUCUAUAUUAAGCAUAAGCAACCAUCCUCCAGCCCAAUUCUUAAUCCAAAACGACAAAUCCAAACCUAAUAAACACAACCCAACAAAGAUUCCCGACCUGAAAGAGAAACCAAUUGAAAGACCCGGAAGGAACGCCAACGUUUCACCUCCAAUUGGAAAACCCAAGGGUGGUCCAAAGGGUACAUCGGUAGUGAACGGAGGAGGAAAGUACGUCCCUAAGAAACCAAGCUCAAUAUGGUCUGAUUCAGAAGUGGGUCCUUCUCCGUCAGAAGUGGCUGCAGCGAUGGCGCAUCGCGACAGGUACCAUCAAGCCGGGGACGACCAGAGUUCUAUAUUAGACGGAUGGAGCAUGGACGAGAGCGUUGAAGGGCUCCGGUCGAAGCUAGAGAGAUGGCGAACGGAGUUACCGCCGUUGUAUGAUCAAGGAUUCGAUAGUGUGAGUUACCCUGCUUCAUCAUCGACGAGGACGAGUGGACAAGGGGGUCAUCACGCACGGAGACAUUCUGCUGCGGAUGCCGCCGGUGGAAGUGGGUUGUUCUCGUGCUUUGGAAACUUAGCCGGGUAUGAAUACCAAUGUAUUUGCGGGAAACCGCCGCCGGAGAGAAAGAGAAACAACAGCGGUCGUUUCAGUAGUCCGGCAACAAGCCGAUCACGUUCAUUGUUCUGAAUAAAUCAUUCAGGG
This is a messenger RNA of Impatiens glandulifera, 1665 nucleotides long. RefSeq lists its product as uncharacterized. NCBI's taxonomy places the organism in Eukaryota, Viridiplantae, Streptophyta, Magnoliopsida, Ericales, Balsaminaceae. The coding region runs from base 25 to 1650 and encodes 541 amino acids. The record is from RefSeq and is a predicted model, not a curated record. Gene Ontology annotation, biological process: defense response. The transcript has a single exon.